This is a messenger RNA of Tetrahymena thermophila SB210, 1490 nucleotides long. RefSeq lists its product as hypothetical. The record is from RefSeq and is a predicted model, not a curated record. The transcript has a single exon. Lineage: Eukaryota; Ciliophora; Oligohymenophorea; Hymenostomatida; Tetrahymenidae.
GUUUUUUUAGUAUUAAUAAGAAUAAAAAACAAAUGAUUUAAAAUCAUAAUCAAUAUUCAGAUUUGUUGAAUAAUUAAAGAGACAGUAAUGGUUCUUCUUUGUAUUAAUCAAAUAGUCAUAUUGUUUUUCAAGAUUUUUAAGAGAUGAUUGAAGAAUAAUCAGAUAAGUAAUAGCAGGAUAUAGAAUAAUUUUAGCAGGAUUUCUAAGAAUCUACUAAAGAUGAUAACCAUGAAGAUGUAGCAUUAAAAUAUAAUUAAACAAAGAUAGAUUUAGUUAGGAAUUAUUAGAAAAAGAUAGAAAAGUUUAAUAGAUUGCUUGAAGGAAAGAGAGUUGUCAAUAAACCUAAUUAGGUGGAAUUUAUUCCUGUUAGCUUGAUAAAUGAAAAGAUAGAUAUUAAUUAUAGAUUUUAUAUUUUUGGGCAUAUUGAAAUUCCUACUAACUUAGAUUCUUUGGAGAGUUCUCAGCAAAUUUGCUGUUAAACAAUCUACCAAAAAAGCUCAAGUGGAAUUUAAGUUAAAUUUGAUAAAGCGUUGGAUUUUUUUGAAUUCUCUUCUAAUAAUGUUUCCUAUGGAAUCAACUAAUUUUAGUUUUUAUGCGAUUUUCUAUCAAGUUAGAAUAGCAAGGCACAAAGAGAAUUGGCUUUGGUGCUUGAAAAGUAUUAGCAAGAAGUUAAUUUAAUACUUUCAAAGUAGAAAUAUUUCUAAAAAAUAUCAAGCUAAGUCUAUUAAGAGAUAGAAGAAGACUAUCAGCAAUUCUCUGAUUAUGUAAAAUAUAAAGCAUCCUAAUUAGAGAAAGGUACAAUCUUCAAGUAUUUGGUAGGCAGAAUGAAUUACUAUCUAGGAGAUAUAGAAAUCACAAAAUUUGGACUAUGCUAAGAAUAUUUAAAAUUAAUAGGAGUUAAUAAAGAAAUACUCGAAUAUACCUUCAUGAGGGGAAAUCCAAUUAAUAUGGAAAAUAUUUUUAAAAGUUCAUACUAAACAAUACUAAAAGAUGUGUAGAAAAGAAUUGAAAAUGACUUAGAAAGUUUAACUGUUUACUUUAACAUAGUCACAUUCGAUGGAUUUAAUCUAGAUUUGCAGCUAACAACCACUAAAAUAGCGAGCCCUUUCACGAGGCAUUAGUAAACUCCAUACGACCAUAUAGGAUAUAUAGAAUAAAUUUAUGUGCCACCAAAUUAGCUAGAAGCAUUAAAAACAUACAGGCAAAACCUAGCACACUCUAAAAAUUGUAUAACAUAUGAUCAGUAUUUAAACCUAGAGAUAUCAAAACUAUUCGAAUGUGUUGAAUACUCAGUAUUUUCUGAAAUGUUCUUAGACAAGUAUUAUAGUUAACCUUAAAAAAAAUAUUGAAUUUAAUUUCAUAAAAUAACCCAUUUAUUUGAAAUAUUCAUUUGCUUAUUUCAAAAAGUAAAUCUAUUUCAUAAAAAUUCUAAUUAAAACAAUUAAGUUAAUAUUAAUCUAAAAAUAUGCUCUUAGAAAAGAAAGCUAUAU